AGUCUUACGUGCUUCUAAUCACGGGCGUGGGAGCGUGGGGUGCAAAACGGGUCCCUUUUAUCUCGGUUCGCUUCCGGCGUCAUGGCGCAAAGGGCCUUCCCGAAUCCUUAUGCCGAUUAUAACAAAUCUCUGGCCGAAGGCUACUUUGAUUCUGCUGGGAGGCUGACCCCUGAGUUCUCCCAGCGUUUGAACAAUAAGAUUCGGGAACUUCUUCAGCAAAUGGAGAGAGGCCUGAAGUCAGCAGACCCUCGGGAUGGCACUUGUUACACUGGCUGGUCAGGUAUUGCUGUGCUUUACUUACACCUCUACGAUGUGUUUGGGGACCCUGCCUACCUGCAGAUGGCACACGGCUAUGUAAAGCAGAGUCUGAACUGUCUGAGCAAGCGUUCCAUCACCUUCUUGUGCGGGGAUGCAGGCCCUCUCGCAGUGGCCGCUGUGCUGCAUCACAAGAUGAAGAAUGAGAAGCAGGCAGAGGACUGCAUCACACGGCUGAUUCAUCUACAUAAGAUUGAUCCCCAUGCUCCAAAUGAAAUGCUGUAUGGACGAAUGGGUUACAUCUAUGCACUUCUUUUUGUGAAUAAGAACUUUGGAGUGGAAAAGAUUCCUCAAAGCCAUAUUCAGCAGAUUUGUGAAACAGUUUUAACCUCGGGAGAAAACCUGGCUAGAAAGAGAAACUUCACAGCAAGUACUCCACUGAUGUAUGAAUGGUACCAGGAAUAUUACGUGGGGGCUGCUCAUGGCCUGGCAGGAAUUUAUUACUUCCUAAUGCAGCCCAGCCUUCAAGUGAGCCAAGCGAAGUUACACAGUUUGGUCAAGCCCAGUGUAGACUACGUCUGCCAGCUGAAAUUCCCUUCUGGCAAUUACCCUCCAUGUGUGGAUGAUAAUCGAGAUCUGCUUGUCCAUUGGUGCCAUGGUGCCCCUGGAGUAAUCUACAUGCUCAUUCAGGCCUAUAAGGUGUUCAGAGAGGAACAAUAUCUAAGUGACGCCUACAAGUGUGCCGAUGUGAUCUGGCAAUAUGGGCUGCUGAAGAAAGGAUAUGGACUGUGCCAUGGUGCUGCGGGCAAUGCCUAUGCCUUCCUGACGUUAUACAACCUCACCCAGGAUGUGAAGUACCUGUAUAGGGCCUGUAAGUUUGCUGACUGGUGCUUAGAUUAUGGAGAGCACGGAUGCAGAACCCCAGACACCCCAUUCUCCCUCUUUGAAGGAAUGGCUGGAACAAUCUACUUCCUGGCUGACCUGCUUGUCCCAGUGAAAGCCAGGUUCCCUGCCUUUGAAUUAUAAAAGGAAAGCAUGCACCCUGCAAUUCACCGCAUGACCCACUCCGUAUAUUCAAAUCUGGGCUAAGUGCUUCCAUUGCCUUUCAGUGAAACAUGGAGUCAAAACUGUGUACUUGGUUGAGUUGAUUUUUUUUCUAAAUUUCCCUUUGGUUCAGUUCCUUUUCCUUACCUUUUCCUUUUUAUUUAAAAGGACCCAAGGUAAUAUUUUAACUCUAGUUGCUUUAUUCCUAAAGGGAGAGUAGGUGAUAUGUACAGAAUUCUGAGGGCAGGUGUGUACAUAUCUGUCAGACCUUGGAAGAAUUCUUAAUCUUAUUUAAGCUUAUCAUUAUGACAGUCUGUUACUAUUCUGAGAACUUUUAAAAGAAACUAAAU
Orycteropus afer afer is the source of this 1649-nucleotide messenger RNA. RefSeq names its product LanC like 1 (gene LANCL1). The record is from RefSeq and is a predicted model, not a curated record. Gene Ontology annotation, cellular component: plasma membrane. NCBI's taxonomy places the organism in Eukaryota, Metazoa, Chordata, Mammalia, Tubulidentata, Orycteropodidae. Gene Ontology annotation, biological process: peptide modification; carbohydrate metabolic process.